Molecule: messenger RNA, 1119 nt
Organism: Penicillium longicatenatum
Lineage: Eukaryota; Fungi; Ascomycota; Eurotiomycetes; Eurotiales; Aspergillaceae
Product: ankyrin repeat domain-containing protein
Exons: 1
Coding region: 1-1119 (372 amino acids)
Molecular function (GO): protein binding
Source: RefSeq, a predicted model, not a curated record
AUGAUUGAACAGAUACCACGAAUAGACAGACGAAUAGUUAAGGUCCUGUUUAAAAAUCUACCAACAACCCUGGAUGAUGUCUAUAAUUCGAUCCUUCUCAGAGCUCCGAACCAAGUUCAGGCAAAAAGACUGCUGCAAAUAAUUGUAGCAGCGACCCGACCACUUCGGCUUCGUGAAGUUGGUGUUGCAUUGGCUAUCACAGAAGAAACCGAAUGCUACGAAGAUCUAGAGCUGCAAAAUGACGAGCAGCUUGCGAUAACCGCCCGCAAUAUCUGUGGACUCUUCGUUCACAUAGUAGAUGACACCGUCUUCCUGAUCCAUCAGUCUGCCAAAGACUUCUUAAUAUCGCUAUCCGAAAAAGUUUCACGCAUUGCGCCCAGCUGGAAGCACUCUAUUUCCGUAUCCGACUCGGCUUUACUACUUACUUCAAUCUGUAUCCGCUUUUUGUAUCUCAAAGAGCUGAGAAAGAAGAAAGCGCCCCCAGUCAGAGAUGCUCUGGAAUUGGCUUCCACCUAUGACUUUCUUGAGUACUCAGCAAAUAGUUGGGCUGUGCACUUUGGUCGUAUGACAAUUCAAGAUCGCCAUGAGUUUCUCCCUCAGGCUAUGGAUCUAUGUUCUAUGGAGACAGACCAAUAUAUGGACUGGGAGAUCGCUGUUCGGGGAGUUGGACGCUCCGUCCACCCUUUCCCUCUAUACAUCGCCUCAUACCUAGGUCUGGACAUGGUUGUUCGAGCACUACUUACUUCCCAUGGCGUUGAUGUUAACUCCACUACUGACGAUAGUCGAACUCCUAUUUUGUUAUCUAUUGAAAAAGGUCACAAGGGAAUUGCGGAAACCUUUCUUGCCGUACCCGGGAUUGAUAUUAAUAUGCCUAGCAGCAAAGGAAAUUCACCCCUAUCUACCGCUAUAAGUCUAGGUCACAAGGAUAUUGUGAAGCUUCUUCUUGCUAUCCCCGGCAUUGAUAUCAACAUAACUAGCGGGGGUUGCCUUCCACCUCUACUUUUCGCUAUUUGUGAAGGCAAUGAGAGCCUUGUGAAGCUGCUCCUUGCUACACCCGGCAUUGAUAUCAAUACAGCUAGCGGUGGUGGCCUUACAAUUCCUAGCGCAGAUAAUAUAUAG